UCCAAUUGGGACCGUUGGGGCAGUUGCAGUUGAUAUGAAUGGAAUUAUUGCAACGGCUACAUCUACUGGAGGGUUCAACAAUAAGAAAAGUGGUCGUAUAGGCGAUACACCCCUGAUUUCAGCUGGCACCUGGGCUGAUAAUGAAACUUGUGGUGUGCGUGGGACAGUAAAUGGAGAGUAUUUUAUCCGUUAUGGUGUUGCACAUGAUGUCUCAGCUAGAAUGAAAUAUCUCGGUGAAAGUGUACACAAGGCCGCGACAACUGUCAUUGAAAAUCUUAAAAAAGUUGGUGGUGAUGGUGGUGCCAUUGCUUUGGAUAAAUACG
Molecule: messenger RNA, 323 nt
Organism: Acaulospora morrowiae
Lineage: Eukaryota; Fungi; Glomeromycota; Glomeromycetes; Diversisporales; Acaulosporaceae
Source: the annotation of a GenBank genome assembly